AUGGAGAGAGCUUGCCAUAGGAGGUCCAGGAGUAUUACAAACAUUGAAUUUGAAGGAAUUCAACAGAUUGAGAAACACAUUCAGGAACAGGAAGCUAUUUCAAAAUCGUCAUCUGAUUCUAGUUCUUAUAUAGAUGGAACCACAAGAAAGGAUAUGUUCAUGCUUGAAUUGGGGUAUAGCUCUCUGAGAAAGUCCACUGGAACGCUGAUGGAUUUACUGGCAGAAGAAAAGUCACAAGAAGUUGAAGCCAAGAGAAGAUCACCAACUGAUAUUCCUAGAUUGAUUAGUCUUGAAGUGUUGCCAAGUCCACGACAUGUUCAUAGACAACGAUCAAGGUCAUCGGAUAGCUAUCGACAGAAAAGUGCAUCAAUGAGCAGUCAGGGGAGUGGUCAACUUUUGGAUGACCGUUCGAGUAGGAGAAGCUCAAUGAAGAAGCUAGAUUUCAAAGAUGUAUAUGAAGAUCUGGAAGCUUCACACAUCACUAAUCAACAUUACUUGUCAAUAAGGAGUUCAAGAUCAAGGCUUACAAAAUCUGAGAUGGCACUCGUUCAGCAGGGGUUCAUGGAUGCAAAAUGUCUUUCAACGGAUGCAAAGCUUCAGGUUUUAAAACAGUUUGAUGACACACUAGAGAUGGUUGACUCAAAUACAGAUUUAAUGCUGAAAUUUCCCCAGAAACCAGAAUCUUUGUGUGCAAAGCAUUUGCAUGAUUUGCAGGUCCGUCGUCCCAGCUCACUUAGCAGUCAUAUAACAGUUUUGAAGCCAUCAAAUUCUGCUAAUUAUGAAGGAAAUGUCAAAGCUUGGGAAUCAGAGAGAAAUAAUUCGUGUAAACAUGACCUCGCCUGUGAUGAGAAACGUGAAGAUGGUCUUUUACUCCACUCGCACAGUCACUGUAGAGCUCACAUUUCUCGCAAGUCAGAGAUUCAUUCAGAAGAAAAUGAUGAGAAAAUCACCCUUCCCACAAGAAUUGUUGUUCUCAAGCCAAACAUCAGGAAGAUGCACAAUGCAGGUUCAUCUCCUUCAUUGCCUGAUUACUCACAUGGUUUUCUGUCCAAUGUAAGAAACCUCAAGGAAUAUCCAAUUGUUGGAGGUGCUGAAACACUAUCUUCGAGAGAAAAAGAUUCCCCUCAUGACUUGGGAUUCUUGAAGCCCAAGUCAAGGAAAGCUAGAAUAAUAGCCAGGGAAAUUACAAAUCAUAUAAGACACGGCUGUGAUGGAAGGAUCGAUCUAAGGUCUUCUACAGUCAGAGGAUAUGCAGGGGAUGAGAGUCCAUGUGAUGCUUAUGAAAGUGAUUCAGGCAGUGAGUUUGACAUAUUUAAAGCGUCGUCUAGAAAUUCCUUCUGUCGUAAUAACGGGUCUGAAUAUUUGUCUUGCAAUUUACUCGAGUCAUCAUUUGUCAGUAGGGAGUCAAAGAAGAGAUUGUCUGAGAGGUGGAAGACAACUCACAAAUAUCAAGACGUGGACAUGGCUGCUAAGGCUAGCACACUGGGUGAAAUGCUUGCCAUUCCUGAUAGAGAAACAAAACUUGAAAAUGAGAAUGCCAGGAUGGAUCUUGAUGGAGAACGUGAUCAACUUGCUAGAGAAAAUGGAACUACUAUGUGGGAUGGGCCUUCUGGUAUCAGCAGUAGGGAUGGUUGGAAGGAUAAGCUUAUGAGAUCUUCACGUAGAUCAAAAUCCCUUCCUCCAUCAUCAGGUAGUGGCAGAAUUCACAAAAGAAGUGCACAUAGUGACGCUAUUGCUGAAGAUGAGUAUCUCAUGCACAGGAAUGCUGUGAGUCACGGUAAAAGUAAGACUGUGAAGGGAAAUCUGUAUCCGAAAGAAGAUUUUACAAUCACAGAUUUAAAAUCCAGGAACAAGAAACCUCUUUCAUUUCACCAUGCAUUUAUUGGGGAGACAGACUCUUCACUGGAAGCCAGGUUUGAGAUUCAAAUGGAGACGAACCUUGAGAAAGAUCCAUCUGAACAACAGCCCAUGUCUCAGAUGGCAAAAGAGGAUGGAACCUGUACAAAUCCUGAGUUAUCUUCAAAAUCUUCUGAGUUGUCCCUGAAGCAGUCUUCUUCAGAGGUAGAAAAUGUCAACACUGCUGCUCACAACGAAGGGGUUCCCAAUUGCCAGGAACCACAAAAGGGACCACCCCAACAAGGUUCAGAUCCUGGUUUUUCAGAAAAUUUGCUGCAGGCUGAUCCUAGUCCAGAUUCUGUCCUUGAGAUUCCUCUCACAGAAGAUGUAUCAUCUGUUUCUGAAAGCUUUGAGAGAGUCAAUGCUGAACUUCAUGAACUGCGAAUGCAACUGCAGCUCCUCAAGAUGGAGUCACAAGCAUGUGUUGAGGCACCCACUCUUAUUUCAAGCAAAAAUGAUGUUGCACAAAAAUCACAUAUGGUUUUUGAGGAAAACUACAUGUUAGGAGCAGAUGACUGGAAAGAUUCUUAUGUUCAUGAUGUGCUAAUUGAUUCUGGUUUUGAAGAAUCCCACCUUUUUAUGUUUAGGACAAUGUGGUACUCCUCAGAAUGCCCUUUGAGUCCAUGGUUGUUCGACGACCUCGAGAAGAAAUACAACAACGAUGAGAUAACUGGUUUGAGGGAAGAAAGAAGGUUUCUAUUUGACCGAAUAAAUUCAGCACUCUUGGAGGCGUUCCAGCGGCACGUUGACUGGUACCCCUGGGUGAUGCCAAAAAUAAAGAGUGUCAAUUUAACCUGUCAGAAACAAGUGGUCAGAGAUGCUUGUCAAAAAUUGUUAACAGGCCAUGAUUUUGAAGCAGAUAGGUACAUACCGGAAAGAAUACUUGACAGAGAGAUGCAAUGGUUAGAAUUCAAAGGAGAGAUUGACGCAAUAGGAAAUUCUCUGGCGUUGAGUCAGGAUACUCAGAAAAUACAGGAUGUUCUUACCCUGUACUGUCAAGAAUUCCUUACUAUUGCAUGGGGACAGGUUCAUCUUUGA
Fraxinus pennsylvanica is the source of this 2934-nucleotide messenger RNA. NCBI's taxonomy places the organism in Eukaryota, Viridiplantae, Streptophyta, Magnoliopsida, Lamiales, Oleaceae. The record is from the annotation of a GenBank genome assembly.